UUUCUACCAAACUGUGUUUGACACGAGUGCGUUAUGGCGAGUGGUUCGCAGACGAUAAAAUGUUCGCAUCAUCCCGAAUCUCCGUUGAUCGAAGACUAUCGUGCGGGAGAUAUGAUUUGCUCAGAAUGUGGUCUUGUUGUCGGAGAUAGGGUUGUUGAUGUUGGCUCAGAAUGGCGUACCUUUAGUAAUGAGAAGUCCACUAGUGAUCCAUCUCGUGUUGGAGCAGCCCAGAAUCCAUUGUUGGGUGGAGGAGACCUCUCCACAAUCAUUGAGAGGGUGCCACAGGGAAACAGUGAAACAGACGGCUACUCCAAAUACCACAAUCGAGGCGGGUUAACUGGUUCAGACAGAAGUCUCAUGAAUGCUUUUAGAGAGAUUGGUAUCAUGGCUGAUAGAAUAAAUCUUCCCAGGAAGAUAGUGGACCGUGCGAAUCAGCUUUUUAAACAAGUUCAUGAACAAAAGAGUUUAAAAGGUCGGAGCAAUGAUGCUAUUGCGUCUGCAUGUUUGUACAUUGCCUGCAGACAAGAGGGAGUACCAAGAACAUUUAAAGAAAUUUGCGCUAUCAGUAAAAUCUCCAAAAAAGAAAUUGGUCGGUGUUUCAAACUAAUAUUGAAGGCGCUUGAAACAAGUGUGGAUCUUAUAACGACAGCGGAUUUUAUGUCGAGGUUCUGUUCCAAUCUUGGUCUUCCGCCGGAUGUACAGAAGGCUGCUACACACAUCGCCCGUAAAGCAGUUGAUUUGGAUUUAGUACCGGGUCGAAGUCCUAUUUCAGUUGCUGCCGCUGCAAUUUACAUGGCUUCUCAAGCAUCAGACGAAAAAAGAUCGCAAAAAGAAAUCGGCGACAUAGCUGGUGUAGCAGAUGUUACAAUUCGUCAAUCCUACAGACUUAUCUUUCUACGAGCAGCAGAACUCUUUCCAAGCGACUUCAAAUUUACCACACCCGUGGAUAAGCUUCCAAAUCUUUGAUCCGUGUUCUCCGGCUCCUGCUUUUUCUCAGUUUAGAUAUUUAUAUUUAUUGGCAAGAAAUAUUCUUCGAUUACUUGUGACACUUAAAACGUGACCAUUUUUUCUGUGUUUCAGUCUAUCGUAUCGACAUUUCUUUCAAACUUGGUGAGUUCUGGGUUCACUUAAUUCUACAGGCCAUUUAAAUGCGUGGAUUCUGACAGUGUCGGGUUUGGCCUGCCCUUAACCUAUCAGUUCAGUGCAAACUAAACGCUACUGACCAAUGUAUCGUCGGUAGAGUUGGAAACAUGGCUCACGAUGUCGGGUUUACGCCGGUUUCGCUACCUGUCGAGUUCGCUACAUGUUCGCUGCCCACGGACACCAGCAAACACCAGCAAAUACAACCAAAUCGGCGAUUCCUUUAUAAAAAUCAUUUUUAAUUGUAUUAAAAUAAAUUAUAUUGGUUUAUCGUACAGUUGCAGCGAAGUUUGAUGAUGUGUAACAGCCGUUUUUACCCAGGAAAACGUGUUAAAACAAGUAUUAAACUUCAGACAACCUUAA
Messenger RNA from Orbicella faveolata, 1503 nucleotides. RefSeq names its product transcription initiation factor IIB-like. Gene Ontology annotation, biological process: transcription initiation at RNA polymerase II promoter; transcription preinitiation complex assembly. NCBI's taxonomy places the organism in Eukaryota, Metazoa, Cnidaria, Anthozoa, Scleractinia, Merulinidae. Gene Ontology annotation, molecular function: RNA polymerase II general transcription initiation factor activity; TBP-class protein binding. The record is from RefSeq and is a predicted model, not a curated record. Gene Ontology annotation, cellular component: nucleus; transcription preinitiation complex.